UUUUUUUUUUUCCUUUUGCUCACGGCCUGCUACGCAACGGCCUGGACGGAAGCUGGGGAGUGCGCAAAAGUCAUGGGCGUUCGUCAGACAGCGUCUCUUGUGCUCUGUUUUGUGUGCGUAAUCCUGCGGCUAGUCCUGUCCUUGUUUGCACACAAAGCGCCAGUCGCUUUCGAUACUUACAGUCACUCUUUCGACGACGAGCCGGCCCGUCUUCGCUUUACCAAGAAACACAUCAAACCUCUCAAAAUGCAGCUCACGACGCUCGUCCUCGCCGCUCUCACGAGCCUGGCCUCUGCCCAAAAGACCUGGGUGGUCGCCGUCGCCCAGAACGGCUCGCUGACCUACUCGCCCAAUAAGCUCGUCGCGCAGCCCGGCGAGUUCGUGCAGUUCCAGUUCCACGCCGGCAACCACACGGUCACGCAGUCGACCUUCGACCAGCCGUGCCAGCCCAUCGCCAUGCACAGCAAUGUCACCGGCUUCCACUCGGGCUUCCUCCCCGCCGCCGCCAGCGCGUCGAUGGGCAUGCUGCCGACCUUCACCAUCGAGAUUAACAACACCAACCCGCUGUGGAUCUACUGCGCCCAGGGCAAGCACUGCGAGAACGGCAUGGUGAUGGUGAUCAACGAGCCCACCACCAACGCCAGCCGCACCCUCGAGAACUUCAAGGCGCUCGCCGCCAAGGGCACGACCAUCGUCCCCGGCACCUCGGCCGCCGGCGAGGGCGGCUCCACCGGCUCGGCCUCCUCCUCGGCCACCGGCAGCGCCGCAUCGCCGAGCUCGUCCACCGCCGGCGCCGGCAUGCUCGCUGCGCCGGGCCCCAUCGCGCUCAUGGCGGUCGCUGGUGUUGCCAUGCUCCUUUAAGGGGAAUGGAGCAGAGGGGUGGGGUGAAGCGUACUUGUGUUCGGGGUUUGGGGUCUGGGUGUGGGUUUGGGUUUGAGUUUGUUGUCACGAUGAUGGAACCUUAAUGAAUGUCGGCGGCUGGCGACGAUCGCCGGGCUGGAGAAUUGCUUGGGCGCGUUUUUGGACUUCGUCAUGGCCAUCUUGUACAUGUAUCGCGCCCCGGGGCG
This is a messenger RNA of Thermothielavioides terrestris NRRL 8126, 1067 nucleotides long. RefSeq lists its product as uncharacterized. The transcript is spliced from 4 exons. Bases 247 to 861 code for a protein of 204 amino acids. The record is from RefSeq and is a predicted model, not a curated record. NCBI's taxonomy places the organism in Eukaryota, Fungi, Ascomycota, Sordariomycetes, Sordariales, Chaetomiaceae.